Molecule: messenger RNA, 4710 nt
Organism: Macrosteles quadrilineatus (aster leafhopper)
Lineage: Eukaryota; Metazoa; Arthropoda; Insecta; Hemiptera; Cicadellidae
Exons: 25
Coding region: 122-4489 (1455 amino acids)
Cellular component (GO): cytoplasmic vesicle
Molecular function (GO): protein binding
Source: RefSeq, a predicted model, not a curated record
GUCUGAUAGGGUUGGGAGGAGUAUUUACAGAUAACCAGCAGUAGUACCAACUGAAAACUGACUGAUUUGUUAUCAACAACAGCAGUGGUACCAGUGGUCAAGCGACGCGUAUAGUGUGCAGAUGGUUGAGAGUCCUACAACCGGACCAAACAUGUUGUUAGUGUUGAUGUGUGUGAUGAUGAAGAUACUAGAGUACUCGUCAGGUACGUUGGUCGACGUCCAGCCGCCUCCCCAGCAAAUUAUGGGUGCAAAGAAGACCAGGAAGCGGAGAAAACGUACAAGAAAGAGAGGUGUGGCGGGACAGCCGCGAGGGAUGACAACGGAAGAGAAGCUGGCCUCCCUGCACAGCCCUGAGUCCGACUGCAACUCUAAUACAUUGGACUCAACAGCUAGUUACCUCAGCAACACCUCAUCUCAAGAUGUUGACUUUAUUCAGGACAACUCUGACUACCAAUGGUUUCUUGAUUAUGGAUAUCGAGAGACACAGCAUCGUAGUAUCCUCUCUCUGUCAGCCAGCUAUGAGGAAGGUUGCUACGAUGACCUUGCUCGUGACCUUGACACCCAGCUGGCUCAGGUGGACAUGGAGGACUUUAGAGCAGAAGACAUACUAACCACUUUACCUGCAAUGUGUUGCCAGGACCUCCAGUCCGAUCGCAGAGGGGAGAUGUUUGCUAGUGUUUCUGGCUCUAUGAUGGUCAAAUUUGAUUUUGAAUCCUCCCUUAGCCCCCAAUUAAGUUCCCAGGAAGAGGAGGAGGAGGAGGGCGCACAAUGUGAGUCCAUGUGCAAGUCUGGUCCUCUCUUCUCACCAGUCAGAGAGAGUCCUCUACCUCAGUGCCCCAACUAUAGUGUAGACUCUCUGGACUGUCAGGAACAGGACAUUCUGCUAACUUGCCAGGCCAACAAGGACAACUACACCAUAGCCUUUGAAGGCAGUACUGUCAUGGGGGAAGAUUCAGAUUGCCAUGAUACAGGGGAAAGUGUGACUGGCAGUGGCAGUGGUAGUGGCAGUGGGUCGGGAACAUGGUCCAGUGCAGAGACCAGACGUCCAGCAAUGGCCAACUCAGAUGCACCUCGCACUACCUGGUGUAAGAUGGUCACUCGGCGCAACCUUCACAACAACUGUAUGCGUCACUCCUCUGCCAGUCUACCCAACUUGACUAGAUCCAGACCAAACCUAGGUUGUGUGAAGCUGUAUGAUGUUCAACACUCGUCAUCAGUGUCUGGCUCAGACAGCAGUUUAUCAUCAGAGAAACAACAUUCAAGACUGAGUCUAGUCCGGUUGUUCAUCAAACAACGUGGAUGUGCUAUGGCACACUCGGACUAUGCAACUACACAGACUACUCAUGAACAACUUUGUGAUAACAGGGUUAAUGCCAACUUAGUGACGUCAGAUCGCAAUCAGAAUCAAGUGGAGUGGGUGAGCUUUGCAGACAGUCUAAUAGACGAGGUCCCUGAGUCUGAGAGUGUAGAGAGACUCAGUGAUGGCUCCGUGUCAGUAUGUAGUUGUGACGCUAGUCUCAACACAUCUAGACAUCAAGGCAGUGGAAACAACAACAAUAGUCUGGACAGGGACUACAUCAGAUCACCAGUAAGUGUGUCCCAGUUGCGCCGUGGCACACAGACCCACUCCGAGUGCAGCACCAGCAGUGAUCCUACGGAGGCUACCAAGAUAUCAGCUCAUGUACGCAAUUCUGCCACUCAGUGUCCACUCCAUUGUGUGGAUGCUAGCAUGCAGACGUCAGCCACUUUGGCCGCCCACAACAAACAGCCUACCAAGACGGGUGAGAAAGGCAAGCAAGCAGUGUAUGUCAUGUACCCCAAUUACACCCUGCCAGACUUGGGCUUCCUGAGGGAUGAGAGGCUGGAUCUGGACCAGAUAUUCCUGACUCCUGUCAAGUUCUCUCCCGGCUGGACACCUCUGCAGUCCCCGACUGUGGCCCCAACAAACCCUCCUCAUGUUGAGCAUAAAAGGCCUCGGCCUCAUUCUUGUGCCGAUAUCGACCAUCUCAGAAAGAAAGGAUUCAGUCAUGUCAGAGAUUGGGAGAGUCUAGCCGUAUUGCUGCCUCCUGAGUAUUGUGCUCUGCUCAGUGAUAUCCCUGAGCUGAGGGAGUACAAGGACCUGUGCACCACCACCAAGCCUCUCUUCUGUGUCUCUCCACCUCUCUCCAAGCCCACUCAGUUCACCCCCUUCAUCCCAGAUAGUCGCAAUAACUCAUCAUCAUCAAGCGUAGGCACGCAGCCUUCGUCUGGUUACCGAGGUUCAUCAACUCUGCUGAGUGACUCCAGUGCCAACCCUAGUCCAGGCCCUCACUCCGCCAACAACCCCCUCUUUGUCUACAGAUAUGACAGUGCCACUUCUGAUUCUGGCCAUUCAGGACCUCCUCUACCAAAACGAUCAAUUUCAUUGCCAGAGGAGAAGAAUGUCCCUGCACCCCCAAGACCUCCUUUACCUCGUGGUAUUCUGCGAAACUCACUUGAGAAUACUAAACUUCACAAAAAUCAAGCCAACAAGAAAAGACAUAGCAUGUUUGAUAUGGAGACAGCCAAUGUAGAUGAUCCUGAAUUGGCCGAUGUGGACAAAAAAGCAAAGGCUAAGCAAUCGAGUGGUAGUCAGUUGUCAGGGUCGGAUGAGGGGCUUGGCGGAGAGAUGUGGCGACCCCCGACUCCCCCCACCACUCAUGCACUUCGCCUACAACAACUCCUGGAGAUGAGCGGGGACCAGUGGGACCCCCGAGAUAUGGAUGUCCUCCGCCAGCAGGUGAGCCGAUUUCUGAGCCAGGGUCGAAAGAGUGUGAGUUUUGCUGAUAGUGGGGAAGACCCGUCUAUGACUCCACCUAACUCACCUCAAGUCUCCGUCGCCCAUAAACCAACUUAUCAGAUCAAGACUGGCGCUGGUCUCAAUGAGACAACUAUCACUGAAGAUCUGGAAGUCAGCUUUAGCCAUGAAAGACUUCGACAUUCAGCCAAAUCUGAGCUAGUAGAUGUUGUGACGACAGCAGCAGCCAAGUUAGUAGCCCAGUCCAACGGCCCCAACGAGCUAGUCUCUAGUGUGGCCCUCAGUUGCCUCUGCCCAGCUCUCUACUCCUUGCUGAGCGACGGUCUCAAGUCUAGUCUGGACACACCGUUUGGAGACAUCAACAACUCCGUAUGGCAAGUCGUCGAAGCCUCUGCUCAACAAGGUCCCAUGACCAAGGCUUUGAAUGAACUAGUUCUCAAGUUGAACAGUGAAGAUGUUCUGACUGAAGGGGUAGUCAAAUUCAAUGCUUUCAUAUUCGGUCUUUUAAAUGUACAAGGUCUAGACGUGUGGCUGAGCUAUCUAAGGACCAGGGAGAGUGUUUUGCGCCGCCACUACUCAGCAGAUGCUCUCAUGUUGUGUGCCUGUCGAGGACAGACCAAUGCCAGAGCACUCAGUGACAAACUGCUGGCCUCUCUGAGACCUCUUGGACAACUUAACUUCAAACUGGACCUUCUCUAUGAGACCCGACUGUUGCAUCAGAGCUUGCUUCAGCUAAGUAGACUCCCUUCCUCACCAAGCCACAGCGGAAGCAGUGCGAGCAGUAAAGGAUCCUGGGCUCUCCACAGAUUGAUGGAGUCUCCACCUCCCCAGAUGUCGGAGAAUGUGCGACCUCGCUCUUGUGUGGACUGUGUGACAGGAGCUGAUGUAGCCGGAACUCAGCACAAGCGAUGGAGUGUAAACAUCGGUGGCAAGCUUGGACAAGCUUACGACAGACUUGGAGACGACACUGAGGAAGAAUACACUGACAGCCUGGAGACAGGAGGCAGAGGAAAUGUAGGCAACGGAGAGGAAGCAGGGACAGGCGAAGGCAGUGGCAAAUUCCGUAGACUGCAGAUGAAGUGGGAAAUGCUCUCUGGCAGAGAGAACACUAGUCAAGAAAGUCUUGACAAAUCCUCAUCACUUAACACUCCACCUUCCCCUGUGAAGUCCAGUACCUCCAGUGUAUCGAGUGCCCCCAAAUCUCGUAUUCCACGGCCCGUGACAUCGCCUGUACGACCCACCAGCCAAGGCCUAGGUCUGGUGAGUCAGCCUGGCACAGUCAGACCACCAAUCAAGAAAGCCCUCACUGGUGCCAGUCAACUCAGGAGGCCUUCAUCCAUCUCAAACCGGGCAAAAGUACCGGAAGGGCCAGUGAAAGCUCGUACAUCUAGGGUAGAUGCUCCAGCCAAGACAGGGCCAGUGGCCAGGCCGAGUUCUCUGCCCUACAGGGUUCAGCGAGCUCCAUCUGUAGACAGUCAUCGACGAGCUGCGAGCUCAUCUACGAUCAGACAACACCAGACAUCUCAACCACACAGGUUCGUCGUGACAUUGAGUCAUAGGUUACCCUCAGACAGUGGACAUCUAGCGUACAAUGAGGGAGAGAGACUUCGCUUGGUGUUGGAAGUGGACGAGACAUGGCUGCUCUGUUGCCGUGGUGACACCAAGGGCUUGGUUCCUAGAACGGGAGUCAUCCCUGUUUCCCAGAGGAUAUAGGCAUAGGGUGCCCAAGCUUCAUAUCAGUAUUACCCUAAGUUUUACUAAUUUAGGAAACAUUUUACUUAGUACAAAUUAAUUUUAUACUUGAAUUUCUCUGUGUGAGGUUUUGUUUUAACUGUUACUGAAGAGACAUGAUUGCCAAAAAUACAAACCAAAUAAUUGGUUGCCAUAUUUAGCCUUAAAGAAUUAAACCAAUGGUCUUAAUUAAUUAUAAAUGG